Molecule: messenger RNA, 4963 nt
Organism: Anolis sagrei ordinatus
Lineage: Eukaryota; Metazoa; Chordata; Lepidosauria; Squamata; Anolidae
Source: RefSeq, a predicted model, not a curated record
GUGCCAAGUUAGGCCCAGGGCCACCAUUGGUGGGAUCCAGAAAGCUCUUUGAUUGCAGGUGAACUAUAAAUCCCAGUAUGUACAACUCCCAAAUGCCAAGGCUAACUCCCUCCAAAUCCCUUCAGUAUGUUCUGUUGGUCAUGGGGAUUCUGUGUGCCAAAUGUGGUCCAGGUCCAUUGUCGGUGGGGGUCACAGUGCUGUGUCUUGAUGCAGGGUGAACUACAAGGUCCAUCAUGUGGAGUCAGUCCCCCAAACCCCUCCAGUAUGUUAAGUUGCUGCUCAGUUCCACUCUGUUUGUUAUGCAGACAGAGUUGAAAAGAGUAGGAAAGGGUUAAGGGAGAUGCAGUGGGUGGGGUCAUGCAAAUUCCACACCAAGGGAGAAAGGAACACUGGGAUGUGGUGCUCACUAUAACUGUAAUGUCAUUGGAAGAAGGGCCAUUGGUGUCUCCUGGGGCGGGUGAGCUAUAGCUGCUUUCGGAGGAAAGAACGUGUUGUUUCUGACCUCGAGAUUGGAAGCUGUAAAGGAACCGUUUGUUGUUGUCCUUCCUUCCACCAGCAAAGGCUUCUCGAUUUGGAAUUGCCCAGGAAGCCAACCAUGUCCCAGCCGGGCUUUGCUUGCCAGCCUCCCCUGGAUGUCGAAACAGAUGAUUGUCUCCAGGAAUAUACUUACCUCUUCAACCCUGACAUCCUCAAGGGCAAAGUCGCAUUCAUCACCGGAGGCGGCUCAGGCAUCGGCUUCCGCAUUGCUGAGAUCCUCAUGAGGCAUGGUUGCCAAACUGUGAUUGCCAGCAGAAACCUCCAGAGAGUGACAGAGGCUGCCAAGAAACUGUCUUCAGCCACGGGCCAGAAAUGCCUGCCUUUGACCCUGGAUGUCCGGCAACCUCAAGCCAUCAUGGCCGCCGUGGAUGAGGCCCUGAAGCAGUUUGAGAAAGUUGAUAUCCUGGUUAACAAUGCUGCGGGCAACUUCCUCUGUCCGGCCAGCGCUCUGUCUUUCAACGGUUACAAAACAGUGAUUGAGAUCGACACCUUGGGAACGUUCAACGUCUCCAAAGUCCUGUAUGAAAAGUGCCUCCGCGCCCAUGGAGGGGUGAUUGUAAACAUCACGGCGACGCUCAGUUACAAAGGGCAGGCCCUCCAAAUGCAUGCCGGCACAGCUAAGGCAGCCAUAGAUGCAAUGACAAAACACCUGGCGGUGGAAUGGGGCCCAGAUGGCAUCCGAGUGAACAGCAUUGCUCCUGGUCCCAUUUUGGGCACGGAGGGGAUGCGCCGCUUAGCCUCCCCUCGGGCAGACAGCAGCAACAUUUACCAAGAGAUCCCUCUCCAGCGGGCCGGAAACAAGACUGAGAUCGCCCACAGUGUGUUGUACCUGGCCAGCCCCUUGUCCUCAUACGUGACCGGCACGACUCUGGUGGUGGAUGGUGGCAGCUGGAUGACAACCCGGAAUGACUUCCCCGCACUGUUGGAUUUUUGGACUACGGAAUUGAAAAGAGAUAAAUGAAAGACCAUCCUGGAAAAGACCCUCCGACUUCAAAGCAGGGCCAAGAUGGGGAAUCACAAACCUGACUUCGCUGCUACGUAGCUUUGGACCAAACUGGCAACAGAAGUAUUUCAGAUCUUGAUAUCGUAGUGAUAUCAAGUCAGGAAAGCCAGAACACAUUUGGGAACCAAACCCAAAAAUCUCACAGUGAUUCAGAAUUACUUGGCUGCUUUCUCUCCUUAUUGGCCCAUCGCUUUCCCAGCUCGUUGUCGUCCAACACUCUCCAUAGCAGGCAUGGGCCAACUUUGGUAGGCUGGUAGGAAUUGUGGGAGUUGGAGUCCAAAACACCUGGAGGGAGGGCCGAAGUUGACCCAUGCCUGCUCCAUAGAGGCUCACCUGUUCAAUGUGACUUCGGAUAUUUUGAAAAAGGCCUUCCUUGGACCUAAAUAGUUUUGGGAGGAAAUAGCAAAACAUGGUAGAAAUGUGUUGCCGAAGGCUUUCAUGGCUGGAACUACUGGGUUGCUGUAAGUUUUCUGGGCUGUCUGGGCAAACUCCAGAAGCAUUCUGUCCUGACGUUUCGCUUUCAUCUAUGGCAAGCAUCCUCAGAGGUUGUGAGGUCUGUUGGAAUCUAGGCAAGUGAGGUUUAUAUGUCUGUGGAAUUAUGUCCAGGAUGAGAGAAAGAACUCUUGUCUGUUGGAGGCAAGUGUGAAUGGUGUAAUUGACCAGCUUGAUAAGCAUUGAGUAGCCUUGCAGCUUCAAAGCCUGGCUGCACCCUGCCUGGGGGAAUCCUUUGUUGGGAGCUGUUAGCUGGCCUAAUUGGCCCUGACCAUGUCAGACUAGACAGUGGAGUCAUUAAAAUCCACAAGCAUAUAGACAAUUUCAACAGAAAAGAGGAAACCAUGAAAAUGAACAAAAUCUGGCUAAAAAAACUGUGCAUAUGAAAAAAAAACUCUAAAAUCAGAACAAUAAAUAAAGAGCAAUACUCAGAAAACAGGGCCAUUUGCCUAGUUUCCAACAGAUCUCACAACCUCUGAGGAUGCCUACCAUAGAUGUGGGCAAAAUGUCAGGAGAGAAUGCUUCUAGAACAUAACGAGACAGCCCGGAAAACUCACCACAACCCAUGGCAGAAAUGCUCACAAGAGACCUAGAAAGCAUUUGAGGGCAAGCGAUUGAUCUUUUGGUGUAACUGCACUUUACCCAGCUCUUGCUUUGAGAUUCUGCAGCCUAGCAAUGCAUUCCCAGACCUGAGAUUCGACAUUUACAGUCUGUUAUAUUAUCAACUCCUGAGGUUUUUGCUACCAUAUGAUACAAAAGCAAUGUCUGGUAAAGUGUUUUCCAAAAGACAGGGUGAAAACCAGAGCAGCAUCCCGAUGCUGAUGUGGGAAAAUAAAUAUGUUUUAACUUAGGGUUAGUUUAUUAUACUUACUCAAAUUCCAUUUUAUUUUCUGUUUGCCUUACCUGCACCAUUUGCUACUGGAGCCUUUUUUUGUUUCGUUUUGUUUUAUUGCGAGGAAAGAAAUGUCUUGUUUCGUAUUGACUGAUCCAGACUGACUUUUCCUAUAUCUAAUCGUCAUGAUUCUGGGCCAAACAGGGUGAUUCUGCACUUUUCCCCCACAAUGCGCUCCUUGAAAUAAAUUCUACAAAUUUCUGUCUUAGAAAAGAGCAAAUUUCCAUUUGGAAUCCUUGUUUUGGGAGAAAAUUUAUGGCUUUAAUAUUGGUCCAUUUCCAAGGCGAGAAACCUCAGGUUCACCUUCUAUUUUGAAUGCUGGUUCACCAGCAUUCGAGUACCAUAAUAAUAAUAAUAAUAAUAAUAAUAAUAAUAAUAAUAAUAAUAAUAAUAUCUGUACUGGUGGUCCCAGUGGUAAUUGGCACACUGGGUGCCGUGCCAAAAGAUCUCAGCCGGCAUUUGGAAACAAUAAACAUUGACAAAAUCACAAUCUGUCAACUGCAAGAGGCCACCUUCCUUGGAUCUGAGCACAUCAUUCGAAAAUACAUUUCACAGUCCUAAACGCUUGGGAAGUGUUCAACUUGUGAUUUUGUGAUACGAAAUCCAGCAUAUAUAUCUCAUUUGCUGUGUCAUACUGUGUUUUUGUGUCAGUAAAAUAAUAAUUGUAUUUCUUACCCACCUCUCCUUGUGGCUCGAGGCAGGUUACAGAAUAAUUAAAACACAUAAACAUGAUAACAAUUCAACAAAUACACAUAUUAAAACGUAUUUCUAUAAAAUCCAUAUUAAAAUACACAGAACAGAUUUAUCAUGUCAGAGGCAAAUUGAGGGUACAGUUAAAAUGUAUUUAAAACACAAAGUUAAAAACUUGGCAUUAUACUAAAUGUUCUUUGACCAGUAUCUGGCCACUUGGAGUGCCUCUGGUGUUGCUGUGAUAAGGUCCGCCAUUGUGCAUGUGGCAGGGCUCAGGUUGCAUUGUAAUAGGUGGUCUGUGGUUUGCUCUCCACACUCAUAUGUCAUGAAAUUUACUUUGAAGCCCCAUUUCUUAAGGUUGUCUAUACAGCUCGUCAUGCCAGAGCGCAGUCUGUUCAGCACCUUCCAAGUCUCCCAGUCUUCUGUGUGCCCAGGGGGGAGUCUCUCAUUUGGUGUCAGCCGUGGAUUGAGGUUUCAGGUUUUAGCCUGCCACUUUUGGACUCUCACUUGAUGAGGUGUUCCUGCAAGUAUCUCUGUAGAUGUUAGAAAGCUCUUUCUUGAUUUAAGGUGUUGGCGUGCUGGAUGAUAUCUGAACACAGAAUGAGCCGGAGAUGUCACUGCCUUGGUCCUUUCAUUAUUGGCUGCUUCUUCCCAGCAGGUGGUGCAAUACUGGCCAUUUCUCCAGAGAUUAAAACAAACAACACGAGUUUAAAAUUCAUGCUCAAAACUUCUUCUAGCCUAAAAAGAGACACAAAACAGCCAACACUAAAAACUAUACAAUAUAUAAUUGAAUACCUUUACAAAACCAUACAAAUAUUAACAGGAUUUAUCAUUGAAAGUAUUAAGAAUAAACAGUUUCUGUUAUCUCCCAUCAAUGAUUGGAGAAAACGGGAUAUUUCAAGAUAGACAAACUACGCUGCAUAUAGCAGAAGGGUUAUUUGCAAACAGUGGAAGGAAUUAUGUGAGAACUCACUGUUGUUACCAUUUAUUUAUAUGAGUAAAAUACCAUCAAAAUAGCAUGAUUGCUGUGUGCCUUCAAGCCAUUUCCAUCCUAAGGUGACCCUGUCCCAAUGACUACUUUUAAUACACAUUCUCUAUGAAGGCCAUUGCUUUUUAUAAGACCUACCAGAAGAAUGCAAAAAACAUGAGUUUUCAGGAUUCCCAGAUCUCUUGGUUGGCUAGAUGUUACAAAAAGGAGAAGAAACCUUGUUGAAGGAAGUUGUCCUGAAAUGCAGAUAUGCUCCAUCCACGGCGUCCGCUGUAUCUACCCAGCUUAUAACUCUAUCAAAAAAAGUUAUCAGGUUAGUCUGGCAUGACUUGUUUUUAAUAAAUCCAUGUUGACUAUUUCA